Coregonus sp. 'balchen' is the source of this 14473-nucleotide messenger RNA. NCBI's taxonomy places the organism in Eukaryota, Metazoa, Chordata, Actinopteri, Salmoniformes, Salmonidae. The record is from the annotation of a GenBank genome assembly.
GGCAGGAGUGGCCAUGCCAUUUGGCUGUUUAACGCUCGGGGCAAAGAAGGAUUACAACAAUCCCUCGGAGGUGACAGAUAAAUAUGACCUGGGACAGAUUGUUAAAUCGUAAGUAUGCUGCUAGUAGUCAACCUGACUGAAUGAACAGGAAAUACAGGAAACCCACCAUCAACCCUCUAGUCUGGGUUUUUCCUUUGUAUGAUAUGGCACCAGAUUAUUUGAAAAUGUACUAAGUAAAAAAAUUAACUUCAAUAAGGACAAAUGCUUUAUUCAAGUCCACCUACAAUUUCUAGGAAGGCUGUUCCCAUAGCCAUAAUGAUAAAAUCGUAAUCAAGGACUUUACUAAUUUAGAAACCCAUUUACGUUUACUUUGGAUCUUUCUAAAUGUGUGAUUUUGUGCAUUUCCUUUUCAGGGAGGAGUUCUGUGAGAUCUUCAGGGCCAAGGACAAAAACACACUGAAAAUGUUUACUUGUAAAAAGUUCUUGAAAAAGGAUGGGAGGAAAGUUCGGAAGGCUGCAAAAAAUGAGAUAGUCAUUUUAAAGAUGUGAGUUGCUGUUAUCAACUUUAAAUUCUGCCAUCUGUCAUUUUACGUCCGCGUUCACAAAACUAUUCUCUGUAAAUGAAAUUUGUUUUAUAACAGAUGGUGUAUUAUUUCAGUAGGCUAUGUGAAUGUGUAAUCUCUACGAGGAAUCAGUUGUUUUGUUUCUAUACACUUUAUCUUCUGAAAGACAGAAUGCGCACAGUGGAUAUCCAUUAGAGCGAAGAACAGAGAAAACAAAAUAUGUCUGCAGCAUUUUUUAUUAAAAAGUAAAGCAAACUUCAUCCCACUGAAUGACCACACUGGGUAGCAUUAUUUUCUCCAACGGUGUUUAUCUCCAACUAUUUUUCUACCAUUAGGCUUCUUAUUCAUCAGUCUGUGGCAGCUUCUCUUUCAUCACCUCCCUCUCCAGUAAAACCAACAUUAGCAUAACCUGAGCCUUAUCAAACAAUUUGUUAUAGGCAGCAGGGAACUCAAAGAACACAGAUGAAAAAACCAAUGUACUUAAUGGAAGAUGAAUUUGUCAUUUCUUGAAGGGUUAUCUAAUACCGUGGAGUCUUUUCUCCCGAUACACAAAAGCAUGACCUUCAUCGGGCUUGCUGUUUGAAUUGGUUUCUUCAAGUUCUCGAACAGGAGGAUUUGAUACAUUUUCUUGUGGUUGGCGUCCAUUACUUUUAGUGACUGGAAAAGAUACCAGUCCGUCAGUCCAAUCCCCUGAAGCACCAUUGAAAGCCAGCUGCACAGCUACCACAUACAGCCAAUGGUUUCCAUGUUGUCUAAUACCUUAUGUGAAGUGUUAUGCUCUGCAUUGCUCAUCGCCUCGCUGACAAAACUCACCAUGAAGUUUCUUAGCUCGAGCAGUCAUUAUCAUGGUCACGGUCAAGCACUCCAUACUAUUCUGCCGCAUAAUCGUCCUUGCACAUAAAUGCCCUCAUCAGCAGACAUUCAAGUCAUGUUUAAAGCACAGUACAUUAUUUAUGGGUAUACAGUUUUCCUCUAUUAAGAAGUUGUCCAAGAGAUGUUUAAGAAUGCAGAUCUCACAGUCCUUUUUUAAUUAAAUUGAUUGUUUACUGAUGUAUUUUUUCCUGCACAUGGUUGCCGUUCCUCUCGGCAUGGCUGACUGUUGGAGUUUGUUAUUCAUGAGCGUUAAUGUACCGUCAAACCGUACUGUAUGUGUCUCAAUGAAGGCACCCCCAUCUCUCUUCACCCCUCACACUCCUUCUAACUCUCCUUUCUCCCCCUUUGGCCUGCUCUAUCCAGGUUGAAGCACCCCAAUAUUCUCCAGCUGGUGGAUGUCUAUGAGACCAGAAAAGAGUAUUUCCUCUUCCUUGAACUGUGAGUUGAGUCGUCUGAUUGGUUGAGAUUGUGCUCCUGUCUUUGCAGCAGCAGGCGUCUAUGUGUUGAUUAUGCACUCAUGGGGAAUGAGUUGUAGUAGCCGGAGGCCAUGUAGAUAUGAGCACGGCUCUGAACUCCCCUUCUGCAGCCUUCAUUUGGUAUUAAGAUAUGAUUCAUUUCUGGCUGCUCCAUAUUCUCAUCAGUCUGUGUUCUUGGGGAUUUGUUGCAUUACCAUAGAUAUAUUAAAUAUAUGAUACUCUACUCCUCCAGGAUUGCAUUGAUUUGUGGGUCUGUAAUUCUGGUCAUAAGGUAAACCAUCAGAGAUCAGAGGAGAAAUGUUGAAAUAAUUGAAAUCAUCACAUUAAGCAGGUUUGGUGGAUUCCGUGAUUUUCUUGACUCUUAAAGUCUUCGCCCUUGGCGAGGGUAUUAUUUCUAUGGUAAUAGCAUAGUAAUGCAAAAAUAUUUUUAAACCAUAUUUUCACACGUUCAAAGUGUCUCUGUGUCAAUUGUAUAAAGUUGUAUUAUUGAAAAGUAUCUGUGAAUGCUUUGAUCCAGAGACAUUGUCAGGCUCAAAGCAUCUACAGUAGGUCAGCACCAUGCUUCAUGCUACUCAAGUUCUCCCCACAGUGCUACAGGCAGAGAGGUAUUUGAUUGGAUCCUGGACCAGGGCUACUAUUCCGAGCGCGACACCAGUAAUGUGGUCCGUCAGGUGUUGGAGGCCGUCGCCUACCUUCACUCCCUGAACAUUGUCCACAGGAACCUCAAGGUACUAAGACCUGGGGCCUCUGGUGGUCAAGGGGAGGACUACAAUAUACUGUAAAUGCCUGAAUGUUGAGCAGCACUGCUUCUUUUAAAGUAAUUGACUUGUUGAAUUACUAUAGGCUGGAAUAUAUACAGUAUAUAUGUAUUGUUCUUUUGGCUCUGUACUCCAACACAAAUAUAUGAUAUUUGUGCAUCUAACUUUCUCACUCAUCAUUAUUCACGAUUCAGGAUUAUUUGUAAUCAUGGUAGCAUCCUCAUUCAUGUAGAAGUGUUUAGAAACAUAUUAUAUUCUUAUUUACAAUAAAAGUUCAUGCAAAAUGACACAAUACAUAAUUUACCAAUAAUUUCUAUUGGGCACAAAAUGAUCUGAAACAACCAAAACAAAAAGCAAAUGCAUCCAGCAAAUUUGUAGAGUCACAAGCUUGAUGUAGUUACUGCGUGCUAUGAAUAUGGGACCAAAUACUUAACUUUUUACUACUUUAAUACACAUAUAAAUGAAUUUGUCCCAAUACUUUUGGUCCCUUAAAAUGGGGGGACUUUGUACAAAAAUUGCUGUAAUUUCUAAACGAUUCACCCGAUAUGGAUGACAAUACCCUCAAAUUAAAGCUGCCAGUCUGCACUGCAAUCCAAAGUACAGAGCCAAAACAACAACAAAGUUGUCACUGUCCCAAUACUUUUGAGGCUCACUGUAUAUACUGUAUACAGUGCCUUCAGAAAGUAUUCACACCCCUUGACUUUUUCCACAUUUUGUUGUGAUACAGCCUGUGAUACAGCCUGAAUUUAAAAUUAAUUCAAUUGACUUUUUUCCCCAUUGGCCUACACACAAUACCUCAUAAUGUCAAAGUGGUGUUCAAUGCCUCACAAAGGGCAGUUAUUGGUAGAUAGGUAAAAAAAAGAGAGGAAGAAAACCACUCAGGGAUUUCACCAAGAGGGUAAUGGUGACUUUAACACAGUUACAGAGUUUAAUGGCUGUGAUAGGAGAAAACUGAGGAUGGAUCAACAACAUUGUAGUUACUCCACAAUACUAACCGAAUUGAAAGAGUGAAAAGAAGGAAGCCUGUACAGAAUAAAAUAUUCCAAAACAUGCAUCCUGUUUGCAACAAGGCACUAAAGUAGUACUGCAAAAAAUGUGGCAAAGCAAUUAACAUUUUGUCCUGAAUAAAAAGUGUUAUGUUUGGGGCAAAUCCAUUACAACAUAUUACUGAGUACCACUCUCCAUAUCUUCAAGCAUAGUGGUGGCUGUUAUGGGUAUGCCUGUAAUCGUUAAGGACUGGGACAUUUUUCAGGAUAAAAAAGAAACGGAAUGGAGCUAAGCACAGGCAAAAUCCUAGAGGAAAACCUGGUUCAGUCUGCUUUCCACCAGACACUUUGAGAUUAAUUUAGCUUUCAGCAGGACAAUAACCUAAAUAAGAAGGCCAAAUCUACACUGGAGUUGCUUACCAAGAAGCCAUUGAAUGUUCCUGAGUGGCCAAGUUAGUUUUGACUUAAAUCUGCUUGAAAAUCUAGAUAGUAAGUAUAGAUCGGAAGUAGAGGCCUGGGCAUUGUUGUUCACUAAUUUACUCCAAGUAGGGAAAGGAUGGCGGGGUUCAAACGUAAUAAAGGGGAGUAUAUAUAUAUAAAAAACAUGGGGGAUUGGAAGUGAUGCAGACAAUUAUAUUGAUAGAAGAUACAAUCUAUCUGCAAUAUUAAGCUGAUCCACCCCCUCCCCCCCCCAAAAAAAUAAAAAAAUAAUAAAAUAAUAAUCAGUCUAUAAUUUUAAUGGUAGGUUUAUUUGAACAGUGAGAGACAGAAUAACAACAGCAAAAUCCAGAAAAACACAUGUCAAAAAUGUUAUAAAUUGAUUUGCAUUUUAAUGAGGGAAAUAAGUAUUUGACCCCCUCUCAAUCAGAAAGAUUUCUGGCUCCCAGGUGUCUUUUAUACAGGUAAUGAGCUGAGAUUAGGAGCACACUCUUAAAGGGAGUAUCUCCUAAUCUCAUUUUGUUACCUGUAUAAAAGACACCUGUCCACAGAAGCAAUCAAUCAAUCAGAUUCCAAACUCUCCACCAUGGCCAAGACCAAAGAGCUCUCCAAGGAUGUCAGGGACAAGAUUGUAGACCUACACAAGCCUGGAAUGGGACCAUCGCCAAGCAUCUUGGUGAGAAAGUGACAACAGUUGGUGCGAUUAUUCACAAAUGGAAGAAACACAAAAGUGGUCCUCUGUAGUUCAAUUGGUAGAGCAUGGUGCUUGUAACGCCAGGGUAGUGGGUUCGAUCUCCGGGACCACCCAUACGUAAAAAAUGUAUGCGCACAUGACUGUAAGUCGCUUUGGAUAAAAGCGUCUGCUAAAUGGCAUAUUAUUAUUAUUAUUAUUAUUAUUAUUAUUAUUAUUAAAAUAACUGUUAAUCUCCCUCUGCCUGGGGCUCCAUGCAAGAUCUCACCUCGUGGAGUUGCAAUGAUCAUGAGAACGGUGAGGAAUCAGCCCAGAACUACACGGGAGGAUCUUGUCAAUGAUCUCAAGGCAGCUGGGACCAUAGUCACCAAGAAAACAAUUGGUAACACACUACGCCGUGAGGGACUGAAAUCCUGCAGCGCCCGCAAGGUCCCCCUGCUCAAGAAAGCACAUAUACAUGCCCGUCAUGUUUUGCAGAGGGGUCAAAUACUUAUUUCCCUCAUUAAAAUGCAAAUCAAUUUAUAACAUUUUUGACAUGCGUUUUUCUGAAUUUUGUUGUUGUUAUUCUGUCUCUCACUGUUCAAAUAAACCUACCAGUAAAAUUAUAGACUGAUCAUUUCUUUGUCAGCAGGGGAUCAAAUACUUUUUUCCCUCACUGUACUUGAUAAGAUUGACUCAGUGAUCUUGCUUUGUUGGAACUAAAAUAAAUUGACUGUCAUUUUUCGGCACUUGUGUGACGCUGAAGUGUUUGACUGCUUCAAUAUUUACCUUAAACAGUGAUGAAGUCUGCUCUAAGUCUGGAUGUUUGAAUGAGAUUACUUUAGCAAAACCUUGGCAAACUUUAGCUGUCGUCCUGUUCCUUUACUCAGCUGGAGAACUUGGUGUACUUUAACCGCCUGAAGCACUCCAAAAUAGUGAUCAGUGACUUCCACCUGGCCAAGCUGGAGACCGGGCUCAUCAAAGACCCUUGUGGAACCCCAGAGUACCUGGGUAAGGACUGGGGAAGGAGCAGGGGAGAGAUUAUUACUUGGGGAAGGACUGGUGAAGGGAUUAGUACUUGGGGAAGUACUGGGGAAGGAUUGGGGGAGAGAUUAGUACUUGGGGAAGGACUGGGGAAGGACCGGGGAAGGAAUUAGUACCUGGUUAAGGACUGGGGAAGGAGCGGGGAAGGGUUUAGUACCUGGUUAAGGACUGGGGAAGGAGCGGGGAAGGGAUUAGUAUCUGGGUAAGGACUGGGGAAGGGUCAGGGUAUCUUCGAGAAUUGGUUUUGGGUAGUAGUUUAUGAGAGUGCAGGAAAGCAUUUGUGAGAGAAAUAUCAAUAAAUAAUCCUUAACUGUGUUUGUGUCCCUGCAGCACCAGAGGUGGUUGGGAGACAGAGAUACGGCAGGCCAGUGGACUGCUGGGCCCUGGGUGUCAUCAUGUACAUCCUGUGAGUGGUUUAAUUAUCGGCAUAGGGAGCCAUGGUCCCAUAUACUGUACUACUGCAAGAGGGGUGGGCUGUGAGUCUGCUCAGAGGACGGGGGAUUAGGAAUAAUACAGAAGGGCAACAGGAAAAGUGACUGUACUUUACUGAAAGAGACCAUCUUCACUGUAAUCCACAUGCUAUUGUGGUCAGUGUGGUGAAAGGAGUCAGGCGCAGGAGGGUAAUCACCGAAUACAGAGUUUAUUCCUUAGUUGAAACACAAAUGCGCUCCAAUAGCUAUCAAUGAAACAGGCACAGGGGAAACAAACAUCCCUGGCAAUUACACUGUAAUGGAAUCCAAUAAUACAUAGGCAUAGGGGGAAAAUCUACCCUGGCAACACAAUGUUAUGAGUAGCUCCACCGAGCUACAUACUCUCACAAUUAACAAUCACCCACAAGGACAAAUGGGCAGAGGGAACACUUAUACACAGACUAAUUAGGGGAUUAGAACCAGGUGUGUGUGACUGACAAGAUAAUUGUGAUGAUGAUUGGGGCGGCAGUGGUUAGUACUCCGGUGACGACGAACGCCGAAGCCUGCCCUAACAAGGAGGGGAGGCAGCCUCGGCCGAAGUCGUGACUGUACCCCCCCUGACGCGCAGCUCCAGCAGCGCGCCGACCCCGGCCUCGAGGACGGCCAGGAGGACGCGGAGCAGGGUGAGCCGGAUGGCGACGGUGGAAAUCCUGCAACAGGGAGGGAUCAAGGAUAUCCCUCACUGGGACCCAGCACCGUUCCUCCGGACCAUACCCCUCCCACUCCACAAGGUACUGAAGGACCCCCACCCGACGCCUCGAAUCCAGGAUGGCACGGACAAAGUAUGCCGUGGCCCCCUCGAUGUCCAGAGGAGGUGGAGGAAGCUCCCGCACCUCAGACUACUGGAGCGGACCAACCACCACCGGCCUGAGGAGAGACACAUGAAACGAGGGGUUAAUACGGUAAUCGGGGGGAGUAACAACCUAUAAGUAACCUCGUUGAUUCUCCUCAGGACUUUGAACGGCCCCACAAACCGCGGGCUCAGCUUCCGGCAGGGCAGGCGAAGGGGCAGAUUCCGGGUCGAGAGCCAGACGCCUCACUGCGUCCCACGUCUCCUCUGCGCGCCGAAACCAGUCAUCCACCGCAGGAGCCUCGGUCUGGCUCUGGUGCCACGGUGCCAGAACCGGUUGGUAACCUAAAACACAUUGGAAUGGUGUUAGGUUAGUAGAGGAGUGGCGGAGAGAGUUCUGGGCAUAUUCUGCCCAUGGCAAGAACACCGACCACUCCCCCGGCCGGUCCUGGCAGUAGGACCGCAGGAACCUACCCACAUCCUGAUUUACUCGUUCCACCUGCCCAUUUGACUCGGGGUGGAACCCAGAGGUCAGGCUGACCGAGACCCCCAGACGUUCCAUGAACGCCUUCCAAAUCUUAGACGUGAACUGGGGACCUCGGUCGGACACUAUAUCCUCUGGCACUCCCGUAGUGCCAGAAGACGUGAGUGAACAGGGUCCGCCGCAGUCUGCAGGGCCAUGGAGAGACCGGGCAGAGGAAGGAGGCGGCAGGACUUGGAGAAGCGGUCCACAAAGACCAGGAUGGUGGUGUUACCUUGGGAGAGGGGAAGAUCAGUCAGAAAAUCAAUGCUAAGGUGAUACCAUGGUCGUUGUGGAACUGGUAACGGUUGUAGCUUACCCGCUGGGAGGUGCCUAGGUGCCUUACUCUGGGCGCACACCGAGUAGGAGGAGACGUACACCCUCACGUCCUUAUCCAAGGUAGGCCACCAGUACUUUCCGCUCAAGCAGCGCACUGUACGACCGAUACCUGGGUGACCAGAAGAGGGUGACGUGUGUGCCCAGAAGAUCAGACGAUCACGGAUAAGAGCAGGCACGUACCGCAGCCCAGCUGGACACUGCAGUGGAGAUGGAUCUUUGCGUAAUGCCCACUCUAUAUCUGCGUCCAUCGCCCAUACUACCGGCGCCACAAUGCAGGAAGCCGGGAGUAUGGGGGUGUUGUCUCUGGGCCUCUCCUCUGUGUCAUACAGCCGGGACAGUGCGUCUGCCUUCACGUUCUUCGUACCUGGAAUGUAUGAUAUUGUAAAAUCAAACCGGAUGAAGAAUAGGGCCCACCUGGCCUGGCAAUGAUUCAGCCUCCUCGCUGCCCGGAUGUACUCCAGGUUACGGUGGUCCGUCCAGAUGAGGAAAGAGUGUUUCGCCCCUUCGAGCCAAUGCCUCCACACGGUCAAAGAUCGGACAACAGCCAACAGCUCCCGAUCACCAACAUCGUAGUUCUGCUCUGCCGGGCUGAGCUUCUUUGAGAAGAAGGCACAGGGCAGAGCUUGGGUGGCGUGCCCGAGCGUUGGGACAGGACAGCGCCUAUCCUUACCUCGGACGCAUCCACCUCCACUACGAACGGUAGUGAUGGAUCGGGGUGGGCCAGUACCGGAGCUGAGGUGAACAGACCCCGCAGUCUCCUGAAGGCCAGAUCCGCCUCAGCAGACCAGCGGAGCCGGGACGGCCCACUCUUCAACAGGGAUGUGAUGGGAGCUGCAACCUUGCCAAAGCCCCGGAUAAACCUUCGGUAGUAGUUGGCAAAGCCAAGGAAUCGCUGCACCUCCAUAACUGUGGUUGGAGUCGGCCAAUUACGCACGGCUGAAAUGCGAUCUCCCUCCAUCUCCACACCUGAGGUGGUAAUGCGAUAUCCGAGGAAGGUGACGGACUGCUGGAAAAACAUACACUUCUCUGCCUUGGCAUAAAGGUCAUUUUCCAACAGUCUGGCCAGCACUUUGCGAACCAGGGACACAUGCUCGGCGCGAGUAGCGGAAUACACCAGGAUGUCAUCGAUGUAGACCACUACACCGCGACCAAGCAUGUCCCGAAACACCUCGUUCACAAAGGACUGGAAGACGGAUGGAGCAUUCAUCAAACCGUAGGGCAUCACCAGGUAUUCAUAAUGCCCCGUGGUUGUGCUGAAUGCCGUCUUCCAAUCAUCCCCUUCCCGAACACGCACCAGGUUGUACGCACUCCUGAGAUCUAGCUUUGUGAAGAAGCGCGCCCCAUGCAUUGACUCGAUCACUGAAGGAAUGAGGGGGAGAGGAUAACUAAAUCUAAUCGUCUCCUUGUUCAGUGAUCGAUAAUCAAUGCACGGGCGCAGACCGCCGUCUUUCUUCUUCACAAAGAAGAAACUCGAGGAGGCGGGUGAAGUGGAGGGACGUAUGUACCCCUGGCCCAGGGACUCGGAGACGUAUGUUUCCAUAGCCUCCGUUUCAGCCUGCGACAGGGGGUACACAUGACUCCUGGGAGGUACAGCGUCUACCCGAAGGUCUAUCGCGCAAUCCCCCGCCCGAUGAGGUGGUAAUUUAGUAGCACGUGUCUUGGAAAACGUGUGCGCCAAAUCGAGGUAUUCGGGGGGAAUGCGCACACGGUGGAGGUACCGUCUGGACUUUCCACCAUGGUUGCACCAACGGAAACAUCUAGACACCUACCCUGACAUUCACGCGACCACCCCGUGAGAGCCCUGAGCCAUGAGAAGGUGGGGUUGUGGAGUGCUAGCCAAGGAAUACCUAAUACCACAGGGAAAGCAGGAGAUUCAAUAAUCGAAAAAUAACCUCCAGGGCUUUCCCACAGAGGCAGGAAACGAGGACGGACACCUUCUCCCGCUCCGAUGGCGCCAGUCUGAUGCUGGCGAAGUAAAGCUCCAAUUGGAGGAGGAAUCCCUGGCACAGUGCCGCCGUCCAAUCAAACGCCCGUGGUCGGGAUAUCUGGAUCCCUACGGGUGCUGGGGUGUAGAUGGCUGGAUCCGGUUGGCCAGCUGGUCUCGACAGAACGGGUCCUCUCCUCUCCAGGUGUUGGACGACCUGAAGAACCCGAUCCAUCGCUUCCCCCAAGCUGGCCAGCAUCGUGGAAUGCUCCUGGACCCGUGCCACGACUCCAGGCAUGCGCUCUUCUCCCACUGACUCCAUAACGGGUGGGUGAUUAUGUGGUGAGUGUGGUAAAGGAGUCAGGCGCAGGAGGGUAAUCACCGAAUACAGAGUUUAUUCCUUCGUUGACACACAAUUGCACUCCAAUAGCGAUCAACGAAACAGGCACAUUACACUGUAACGGAAUCCAAUAAUACAUAGGCACAGGGGGGAAAUCUACCCUGGCAACACAAUGUUAUGAGUAGCUCCACCGAGCUACAUACUCUCACAAUUAACAAUCACCCACAAGGACAAGGGGGCAGAGGGAACACUUAGGGGAUUAGAACCAGGUGUGUGUUUUUGACAAGACAAUUGUGAUGAUGAUUGGGGCAGCAGUGGUUAGUACUCCGGUGACGACGAACGCCGAAGCCUGCCCGAACAAGGAGGGGAGGCAGCAUCGGCCGAAGUCGUGACAGCUAUGCACAAAAGCAGUCGGGGAAUCUUAUUUAUAAGGUAUUACCCAUCGCAAUAAAUCAUAUCUUUACAUGAUAUUUGUGCACAUGGUAUGACAAUACAAGCUGAUAAAGAGCUCCUUUUGUCUUGUGGCCCUCAGGCUUUCAGGCAACCCUCCUUUCUAUGAUGAAACUGAUGAUGAUGACUAUGAAAACCAUGACAAGAACCUGUUCAGGAAGAUCUUGGCGGGGGACUAUGAGUUUGACUCUCCAUACUGGGACGACAUCUCAGAGUCAGGUACUUUUAAAAUGAAGUGACAGGAGACUGGGUGAAUGACAGCUUACUGGGUAAACAGCAAUUCAAAAGGGAGGAUUUCAUCUGUUUACUUUUUCAUGUUAAAAAUGAUCCUGUUUGUUCUCUGAUUCCAUCAGGAGUAGUAACUGCUGUUUGUUGAGAUUAUGCUUUUAUUUUGUUUCAGCAAAAGGCCUGGUAACCCAUAUGAUGGAGGUAGACCAGGAUCAGAGGCUGACUGCUCAGGAGGCCAUCAACCAUGAGUGGUAUGGAAAAUACACAUUAUUAACACAGUAGCCUACUAAUAGAGAUGUAACAGAAGACCACAGUACUAUGGAAAUAUACCGGAUGACCACAGUACUAUGGAGAUAUACCGGAUGACCACAGUGAAAACCCCCCAGAUGAAUGUAGUAUGAUGUGUUCAUGAUAAGGGUACAGUGUGUUCUUAAAUGACCAGGAGUCAAAUUUGGCAAUGUCAUUAUGUUGGUUGGCCCCAUGAUGAUUCAUAGUUGUUAGAGAUGCUGUUUCAUUAGUAAUACUCAUCCCUAUCUGCUGAGCUGUCACUAGCUUGGUUCCCAUUCAAUUGGCGACAGAUUUUCAUGCAAAUAUUCAAAAAUUAGCAUAAAACAUUUUCCAUCAAAUUGACUUGUUGCAGAUAAAAUGUUGUGCAUGAUGACGUAGUGCACAUACAAAUAACUUUUGCAGUUAAAUUCCUAUGUAUAAUUGUUUUUUAAAGACAAGUUAAAUGGGUUUCAAUCACAUUUUCAACUCUACUAAUGGUUUUGUCACAACAAAAGUUGUUAUAAAGCUAAUGUGCCCACUCUCGUUACUGGUCUUGGCAUGUGUGCUCUAGCCAACAGCUCGCAGAUGCAGUAUGGGUAUGCUACCUACAUGAUGAGAUUUGAAUGGAUAAGAGCAAGAUUAUUUUUAUUUUUCAAACGGCAGCCAAGCAUCGAUCAUCAUAUCACCAGAAUAAGACCCUUAUUGGAAAGGAGCAUCAAGCUCAUCACCGUGCACUUUCACCGCCCUGUGAAGUUCAUCAUAACUUAUUUAAUCUGUAGCCUAAUAAACUGCAUGCUUUCCCGAGUCGUAGUGGGAGGACCACACAACAUAUCAUCGCGUGACUCCAAGUUUACUUCGAUAUAAUGGUUAUUAUUAAAAUAUUUGUGCAUGAAGGGGUUUCCAUCGCCAUUUCUCACAUAAUUAAUUUUAUCAACAAAAAGAUCCCACCUUGUCUAGCAUACAGUGAGGGAAAAAGGUAUUUGAUCCCCUGCUGAUUUUGUACGUUUGCCCACUGUCAAAGUGGUAGGUUUAUUUGAACAGUGAGAGACAGAAUGACAACAAAACAAUCCAGAAAAACACAUGUCAAAAAUGUUAUAAAUUCAUUUGCAUUUUAAUGAGGGAAAUAAGUAUUUGACCCCCUCUCAAUCAGAAAGAUGUCUGUCUCCCAGGUGUCUUUUAUACAGGUAAUGAGCUGAGAUUAGGAGCACACUUUUAAAGGGAGUGCUCCUAAUCUCAGCUUGUUACCUGUAUAAAGACACCUGUCCACAGAAGCAAUCAAUCAAUCAGAUUCCAAACUCUCCACCAUGGCCAAGACCAAAGAGUUCUCCAAGGAUGUCAGGGACAAGAUUGUAGACCUACACAAGGCUGGAAUGGGCUACAAGACCAUCGCCAAGCAGCUUGGUGAGAAGGUGACAACAGUUGGUGCGAUUAUUCGCAAAUGGAAGAAACACAAAAUAACUGUCAAUCUCCCUCAGCCUGGGGCUCCAUGCAAGAUCUCACCUCGUGGAGUUGCAAUGAUCAUGAGAACAGUGAGGAAUCAGCCCAGAACUACACGGGAGGAUCUUGUCAAUGAUCUCAAGGCAGCUGGGACCAUAAUCACCAAGAAAACAAUUGGUAACACACUACGCCGUGAAGAACUGAAAUCCUGCAGCGCCCGCAAGGUCCCCCUGCUCAAGAAAGCACAUAUACAGGCCCGUCUGAAGUUUGCCAAUGAACAUCUGAAUGAUUCAGAGGAGAACUGGGUGAAAGUGUUGUGGUCAGAUGAGACCAAAAUCGAGCUCUUUGGCAUCAACUCAACUCGCCGUGUUUGGAGGAGGAGGAAUGCUGCCUAUGACCCCAAGAACACCAUCCCCACCGUCAAACAUGGAGGUGGAAACAUUAUGCUUUGGGGGUGUUUUUCUGCUAAGGGGACAGGACAACUUCACCGCCUCAAAGGGACGAUGGACGGGCCAUGUACUGUCAAAUCUUGGGUGGGAACCUCCUUCCCUCAGCCAGGGCAUUGAAAAUGGGUUGUGGAUGGGUAUUCCAGCAUGACAAUGACCCAAAACACACGGCCAAGGCAACAAAGGAGUGGCUCAAGAAGAAGCACAUUAAGGUCCUGGAGUGGCCUAGCCAGUCUCCAGACCUUAAUCCCAUAGAAAAUCUUUGGAGGGAGCUGAAGGUUUGAGUUGCCAAACGUCAGGCUCGAAACCUUAAUGACUUGGAGAAGAUCUGCAAAGAGGAGUGGGACAAAAUCCCUCCUGAGAUGUGUGCAAACCUGGUGGCCAACUACAAGAAACAUCUGACCUCUGUGAUUGCCAACAAGGGUUUUGCUACCAAGUACUAAGUCAUGUUUUGCAGAGGGGUCAAAUACUUAUUUCCCUCAUUAAAAUGCAAAUCAAUCUAUAACAUUUUUGACAUACGUUUUUCUGGAUUUUUUUGUUGUUAUUCUGUCUCUCACUGUUCAGAUAAACCUACCAUUAAAAUAAUGUAUUUGUCAGUGGGCAAACGUACAAAAUCAACUGUAUUUUGUUUUGUCGACAUUUGGAAAGUUUAUCGACAAAUUUGCCGACGUACUUUACACGUAUAAAAAGGUUGGGUGGAAACCUAUAGUGAAGUUCCCUUUCCCCCCUUUAUCUCCUCAGGAUCUCUGGAAAUGCGGCCUCAAAUAAGAAUAUUAAGGAUAACGUCUGUGCACAAAUAGAGAAGAACUUUGCCAAAGCUAAGUGGAAGGUAAGCCUCUUUAUCUGUUCCAUCACUGAAGGAGAGAUUGAAGAAAACUAUCUAUCACACAUUUUUAAUACAAGUUUUAUGGGCCUUGAUAAUUUGAAAUGGGAUAAAUGAUUGGUGAAAGUACAAGGCUUUUGAAUUAGAAACAUAUUCUGUAAAAGCUAUCAAAUGUAUAGUAACUAGGCCCGUUGAGUUGAGUGUGCACUGCGACUGCCUCCCACAGAAAGCAGUGCGGGUCACUACCAUGAUGAAGCGACUGAGAGCUCCAGAGCAGAGUGCUGACUUGGGGACUACCAGCCCAGCAGUAGCAACCAGCCCUGCAUCAGCAACCAGCCCAGCAGUAGCAACCAGCCAUGCAGACCCCCAGGCUCCCAGUAACCCAUCUGCAGCCGCUGCUGCUGCAGCUCCUGAGGAGGAGCCUGCUGCUGUCACAGAGCCCCCUGUUGAAAUGGAGGCCGUGGCAUGUGAUGCCAUUCCCCAGGCUGCAGCAGAUGUCACAGCGCCACCUCCGGCCCCUGAGGAGGCCAGCCCAGCGGAGGCCACCGCACCGGAGGUGGUUGAUCCUUUGUCACGGUGUAACGGAGAGGCCCCAACUCCCCUCCAACCGGCAGCUGAAGCUGGGGAUGAG